Messenger RNA from Dendrobium catenatum, 1478 nucleotides. RefSeq names its product heavy metal-associated isoprenylated plant protein 41. Gene Ontology annotation, cellular component: cytoplasm. Gene Ontology annotation, biological process: rRNA base methylation. Gene Ontology annotation, molecular function: rRNA (uridine-N3-)-methyltransferase activity. NCBI's taxonomy places the organism in Eukaryota, Viridiplantae, Streptophyta, Magnoliopsida, Asparagales, Orchidaceae. The record is from RefSeq and is a predicted model, not a curated record. The transcript is spliced from 3 exons. The coding region runs from base 87 to 1097 and encodes 336 amino acids.
UUUAUUGCCGAUGCUCCACUGCCACAUUAGCCACUACACGUGGCACGGUACAAAACGUCGAUAAAAGAGCCAAAAUGCAAAUUUGAAUGUUCAAAUACAAAAUUUAUACCGUUGGAGGGUGUACAAGGUGUAGUAUUAUAACUGGAAUGCUCCAAUUAUUCAUCGCCAUCUUCUUUUAUAUUAAGAGGAAUCUUUUCCAUACUUCCCGUCCGCAGCGCGCAGCACAGUCUUUCUUGGUGGCGACGGAAGAAAAAACUGAGGAAAUAAUGGUGGAAGCGAUAUGGACAAACUGCUAUUCCUCGGCGCAAAAGAUACUUCUCGUCGGAGAGGGAGACUUCUCUUUCUCUCUCUACCUCGCCACUGCCUUUCGCUCUGCCUUCAACAUCGUCGCAACCUCGCUAGACUCAUACGAUGUUCUUCUGAAGAAGUACCGCAAGGCUCAAUCAAAUGUGGAGGUGCUUAAGAAGUUUGGAGCAACAAUUCUACAUGAGAUUGAUGCAACCCGAAUGAAAGAUGAAGUUUUUUUAAGAAACCACAAGUUUGAUAGAAUUGUCUUCAACUUCCCUCAUGUUGGCUUCUUCGGAAAGGAAGAUAAUCCUGCUCUGAUCAGUUUGCAUCAAGAGUUAUUACUGGGAUUCUUCUACAAUGCAAGUCAAAUGCUUCAGCCUUUUGGAGAAAUUCAUGUCAGACACAAAACUAGCACUCCAUUUUCCGACUGGAACCUUACUGAUCUUGCUGAAAGAAGCUCCCUUACUUUGUUUAAAUCCGCGCCUUUCAAAAUAGAAGACUAUCCUGGCUAUAACAACAAGAGAGGAGAUGGAUCAAGGAGUGAUGACCCAUUCCCUCUUGGCAAGUGCUCCACCUUCUUUUUCAUAAAUAAUAUUGAUUAUAUGCAAAUGAAAGAGGCGUCAGUAGGAAAGCCCCUGAAAUCUGAUUACCAUGGAAACCUUAUUGAGUUUAAUGGCAGUAGUUGUAGAGGAUCUAGAACGGAAGGGAUGAGAAGAGUGGUGGAUACACAAACUGAGCGCAAGGAACAUCACCUCAUACUCAGAGCUCUUGUUCAUCGUUAUGGAAGAGAUACAAUUGCUGGAAUCUAAAUGAUGGAAAUAUGAUGAUGAAACAUAGCUUCAUUAUGAAGAACAGAUUGUUCUCUUAAUAUUUGAAGGUCGGCAUCUUGCAAUAUGGUGGAUAAUCCGGAUAGAAAUAAGUGCUUUUGGAAAAGCAUUUAUAUCAUGGCAGCUGCUUUUUAAAGUAGUUUUUUAGUAUAAAAUUUUUAAUUUUAUAUUAAAAAGUUAUUUUAAGAUAUAGGAAAAAAGUUGUCCCAAACGAAAGCCUUAAUGUAAUAUAUAAUCUUUCUAAUGAAUGGUUGGUAUCUGAACAUUUUCUGAAGUUAGAUAUGUUUGCUGUGACUCAACAUUGUGUAUGUCCAUCCCUUGCAUAAUAGAUCUAAAUAAUUCUCCUCUUGUAAUUCAGCUAUU